CCUUGCAGCGCAGAAGGGCUACAAAAGCUAGGGGAGAGGGCGUGCCGUCAGUCGAAGGUGAUUCCUGCUCCUGCUCUUCCACCUCUUCGCCUUCUCCGGAGAGCCAAUUCAGCCGAAGCGCCCUCUGAGUCCGAGACCGGAAGAGUCACGCCGCAAUUCUUCUUCUGCUUCCUCUGCUUCUUCUUCGUGGCUCCAGCGAUGGAAACUUCGACAGCCUGUCUGGUCUUCGCGACCCUGCUAGCUUCUGCCUGCGUCUGUCAGUCGCAGCCCGGUCUUCCAAAGGCUUGCAAGCCGUCUGACGAAUGCCUUGCUUACGGUGGCUAUUGCAUCAGCAACAGCCAGAAAGGAGACUGCAACGGCCUCCUGUUUGCGAAGGAAUGCAAAUCAGCUCUAUGUUCCUGCUGUAUAGAAGCUACACUGAAGCGAGAUGAAUGCCAAGAGAUGCCCGGUAUCUGCCCCAGCGCAACCUCAGUGUGUCAUGAUAAAGAUGUAGGCUACGAGUGCGUUUGCAAUGCAGGCUUCAAGACAGUAGUGUGUGGAGAUAUAGAUGAAUGUCAAAGCAAUCCGUGUGUAAUGCCAUACCCCUAUUGCGUCAACACACCCGGAAGUUACAGCUGCAUAGACGACUGAAAUUCCC
This is a messenger RNA of Macrobrachium nipponense, 637 nucleotides long. Its product is annotated as latent-transforming growth factor beta-binding protein 4-like. NCBI's taxonomy places the organism in Eukaryota, Metazoa, Arthropoda, Malacostraca, Decapoda, Palaemonidae. The record is from RefSeq and is a predicted model, not a curated record. Bases 199 to 630 code for a protein of 143 amino acids. The transcript has 6 exons. Gene Ontology annotation, molecular function: calcium ion binding.